AUUUAUGCAUAAGCUCCGUGAAUCUCCAUCUAAAAUCGGCGAUGCCUUCUCUGCAUCCGCAAGUCAGAAUCUCCGCGUUUUAUUCUCAAUUUUCUUUGCUUCCAUUUGACACUCUUCUCCAUUUUCUCCCUCGCCCCUCACUCUUUUAAAUCUCCUUUCUCCAUUAAUCCCCCAUUUCUGAUGCUGUUUCAUCACUUUACCAUCACCCAUCUCCCCAAUUUCUGAAGAUCUGCCUCUCAAUCCCAUCAAUAUGGGUUCCCUUUCGCCUAAUAUCAGCUGGGAUUACCCUUUUACUCCCAAAACCAUCGCCGAUUUCCUCCGUCGUAUCUCCACCAUGACUAAUGCGUCCGAGCGCCUCUCCAGACUCGACGAUUUUGUGAAGAAUUUGGAGGAAGAAAUGAAGAAGAUCGACGCCUUCAAGCGGGAGCUUCCCUUCUGUAUGCUUCUGUUGAACGAUGCGAUUCUUGCUUUGAAGGACUCUUCACUGCAAUGUGGUUCUUCUUGCUCUUCCCCGAAGCCCAAACCAGUUCUUGAGGAAUUCAUUUCGUUGAAGAAGGACUCUGAUGAGAAUGAGGAAGAACAGGAUAGUAGAGAUAAGAAGGAAUGGAUGAGCUCUGUUCAGCUAUGGAAGACUGAUGACUUCCAAAACACCCCCCAAAUCAAAACCAAGAGAAACGAGGGGUGGGGUUACUUAGCUGCUGCUUCGGAGGAUCGGUUUCGGCCAUGUCGAAAUAAGGAUGAAGAGAGUUCAUUUGUUGGGUUUAAGUCAUCUUCUUCUGCUUUUCCAGCCGUGGCUGCUGUGAAGAAGCAAGAGAAGAUUGAAUCUCCCAUUUGUGCACUUUCUUUGGUCACUCCCAGCUUGAAGAAUCCUACAGAUGAAUUGGGAUCCUGUGUUUUGCGGUCGAGUGGCAACCGAGCUACUUCGACCUCUGCUCCUGAUGUUCAGUCCAAUCUACGGACUGUAUUGCCACUGCAGCAGCAGCAGCCUGCCCGCAAGCAGCGGAGGUGCUGGUCCCCGGAGUUGCAUCGACGAUUCGUGAAUGCCUUGCAACAACUUGGAGGCUCACAAGUCGCAACUCCAAAGCAAAUUAGGGAACUGAUGCAGGUGGAUGGCCUAACCAAUGAUGAAGUAAAAAGCCAUUUACAAAAAUACCGUCUUCAUACUCGGCGACACCCCUCGACCGCAGCUGCCCGAGCAGACCAAUCCCCGGUUGUUUUAGGAGAUCUAUGGAUGCCCCAAGAUGGGUGUGGUGAAUCCUCAAAGGUGAGCAGCUCUCAGUCAGCCUCACCACAAGGUCCGCUCCAGUUGGCUGGAAACGGAGGGUAUUCGACAACAGGAGGCGAGAGCGUGGAGGACGAGGAAGAUACGAAAUCCGAAAGCUAUGGCUACUGGAAAACUCAGGCUCACACUGGCAAAAGAUGAUGUAAAAAGUUUUGAGGCAUAAUAAUACUAUACAGUAUUGGAGUUUGUCAAUUACAGAGGGAUUGUUGUACACAGUACAUAAAAGAGAAGAGAAUCAGAAAGAUGAAUAUCACAAGAUAGAGUGAAUCAAGGAAGCUGUGAAUUAUUUUUGCAGGAUUAGUUUGAUUUUUUUUUUUUCUGAAAAGAAUACCCUCUUCUUCCCCCUUUUGGGAAUUUGGGAUAAUAGUUUUCAAGAUCUUGUUUGUAUUGAUAAAUCUGAUAUAUUUCAUCUCUUCAUUUUCAUCAAA
This is a messenger RNA of Momordica charantia (bitter melon), 1710 nucleotides long. Its product is annotated as Homeodomain-like superfamily protein. Lineage: Eukaryota; Viridiplantae; Streptophyta; Magnoliopsida; Cucurbitales; Cucurbitaceae. Gene Ontology annotation, biological process: regulation of DNA-templated transcription. The record is from RefSeq and is a predicted model, not a curated record. Gene Ontology annotation, molecular function: DNA binding; DNA-binding transcription factor activity.